ACUCUUUGCAAUGAAUACAAUUGGAUUGAUUGCUCAUCACAAAAUCAGGAAAAUACUCAUAUUGCUUUCUGUGGAGAUCUGUUUGAUUUGUCAUUUGAUCUGCCAUUUAGUGAUUUCCUUCCUCCUACUGUGUCCCUCAGAUUUUGGAUGCAGGGUGAAAGUGUUGAUCUAGCGCUGUAUCUGCCAGACACUAGUACCAGUCGAUGUGUCUUGCUAGGUUUAGAUGCCCAUGCAAAAGUUUUGGGUCGUGAUGGAAAUAUCUUGCAGCGCAAAGAACCAGUGCGUAAAUGGCGUAAUCAUUGUCAGAAAAGUAAUGGAUGGGUGGAUUGUUGGGCUGUGCCUAUUGUAGCACUGUGUAUUAAUUACACAUAUCACCCUGCUCCACCUCUUGGACCACCUCCACAAGCUGAUAUUACAACACCAGAGAAAGAGGAGAUUUUGUUGUCUCCUAUGCGAAUACCACGAUGCCGGAAAUCCCCUGGUCUUCAGUGGUCCCAGGAGGGAGGUCAACGGUUUGAUCCCACCACAUUAGCUCCAGAUGAAGUAAGUUUGGAGCUUGAGAUUGGUCCUUCUGUUUUGUUUUUAUAUGGCUCAUGGUUGCGUAAUUUCAUGCAUUUAAAGGAAAACAUUUUUGGAGAAGAUCAAAUGUUUACUGAUAUGCAUCAAAGCCGCCCCACUAACCAGUCAACGUCUGGCACUGGAGAUGCUCCUGUUGCUGGCAGUACGUCUGAUCCAUCAGGAACUGUUGAUGAUUCUGAUAGCAAACCUCGUGAAUUUGACCCACGGCAGUACAGACCCAUUGAAGUGCGAGUUUCUAUUACCAUGCACGAUAUUCAAGGGCAUCUUAUGAAGAGUUGUGGGCCUGGUGAUCCCCCGUGUCCCAGUAUUCUUUUGGAGCGAUUUGGAUUUGAAAUGAAAAAAGGUUAUCGUGAGACUCAGCUUCAACUUUUAUUGUCUCCUGCUGUGUUGUUGACAAGUGACUGUGUCCCGAGACCAGGUCGUGAUCGCCACCUGGCACAAGGACAUCUAAUGUUGUCUGGGUUGCAAGUUCGGGGUCAUGCAAUGUUCAGUGAUGAAGGUCGAAGUCUUGAUCAAGAUACACUAGAAUAUGCUUGGUUACUUGAAGUGCAACUUGGCAAACUCUCAGGAAAACUUACUGCACCCCAGCUUCAUCACUUAGUAACUUCUUUGGAAACAUUACUACUUUUAUGUAAAGACUCUGAAAAUGGCUUACGAGCACCAAGAUUACCUCGAAUGUGCCACCAUGGUGUACCACCAGCUCAGUGUUCAGAAUCUGAUCCAGACAAUCGCUACCAUUGUCCUACUGGAGAUGAAAUCAAAUAUAGGAUGACCCGUGCUGCCAUUGAUUGUAUUGAUCUGUACCUACUAGAAAAUGGGACAGCAAUUCAGUUGUGGGCAUCUCCAAUAAGAAUUUCAACUUGCAAUCUACAUGGACAGCGAGUAAAGUCAGGAGUGACAGCUGUGUUGCCUGCUGUGAGGAUACGCCAGUUAGUUGCCUCUGGAGCAGGGUUUGGUGCCAACCACAGCAGUUCCAACACAACAGGCAGUGGACGUUCCCAACAUAGUGCUCACUAUGUCUCUGAGCUCUGGCUAGAAGUAGGGAGUGCUUCUCUUGGUCCUGUGCUCCUGGAGGCUGCUCUGUCCCUCCCUUCUCUGCCCACUUCGGUACGCAGUACUCACCUAGUUCAGCAUCAGUAUUUAAAGGUCCAUGAUGCAAUCACUCAUCGUCUAUGGUUUCUUUGGGCUGGGACUGACUCCAAGCCAUCUGGCCGCUGUGGCUGUGUAGGAGGUUGUGCAUUCUUUGGAUCAAAUCGCAAUGGCCCUCGUUUCUUCAGGCCUUCUGCCCAGGAUUUGCAGGAUGGAGUAAAUGUUGCUGCCUUCAGGGUGCAUGAGGCUGGUAGAGAUCCAGGAUUUGGCCAGAGUAUUCUUCUUGAGGGUCAAUUAGUUUUUCAUACACCUCCUUAUGACUCUCAGGAUGUUUCAUUGCAAGAACCAGCUGCACCUGCAACAGCUCCAUCAAAUCUUAAGGUUCCAGCACCCGAUCGCCUCUCAGGAGAGAGCCCUGGGUCAGGCAGAGAGCGAGGUAGCUCAGCUGAGGGGAAUGGUAGCUCUCGCCUCAGCACGGCUUCACCAAGCCCAGCUGGGGGACAUGGUGAACGAAGAGGCCUAGGAAGGCGCUUCUCAUACACAGCAGCUGGUGGUGCUAAAGCUGUGUCAGGUGUUGGUGAUGUACCAUACGCAAGAUUGGUGGAACACAGUCCUACAGGACUUCUUGCUCCAAAAUUGGACAGUGACUCUCGGUUGGAUGCAGGGCGCAACACAGGGCUCUGUGCUCCAGCUUCAGAUACUCCUCCGAAAAGUAGUGCGUCAGAUUCACGCCUUGCCCUUGAUUACUUCCAGACUGCUGCUGCACCUGAUGGGACUGCAACAGGCUCUGUAAACCAUGCAGUUGGGGAUUCAGGAGGACCAUUGACAUCUCCUGGAGGUGUAAGAGACUCGCAACAAUCAUUGGCUGCUACAGUGGCUUCAGGAGCAAUUUCAGCCGCUGAAGCUGACGAGUUGCUUCGACAGGAAGUGCAACGUACUAUUUCCAUGAGUAGUGAAAACCACUCAGAAGCAUUCUACUCAGCAGAUGAGGAUGUGGCCAGUCAACAGGCCAGUCGUGCUUCAUCAUUACGACACUCGGCCACUUUGGGCCGCCAAGACAGCACUGGGGCUGGUGCUCAUUCUCGAAAGAAAUUCAGAAGUGAACUGAGCAUUGCAGCAGGUCCUGGCCAACAAGCUGCUACAACUGCUGCCCUUGCAGGUGCAUCUGGCUCCACAGGAGAGCCUCGUGCACGACUCAGCUCUCACCGCAGUGACCAUGAAAUUCACACACCCGAACAUCGGCACCAACUGUUAGGCCGUCCUGAUGGGGGGGUUGAGGAAGAUAAACGCAGUGUAGGAGGUGUGUCUACUCAUGGUGCUCCACAAUCUACUGCAACUGCCAGCCGAUAUUACACUUGUGAAAUGGGCAUGGGGCUUCAGGACUUGGUAGAAGGGCAGGAUGGUAUUUUGAUUGAUUCUUCUGACACACAUUCCGUCUCCAGCACUAGUUUUAUAUCAGCAGUAUCAUCUCAAGAGGAUCUCACACUCGUCAAUUUACAUAUGCAAGUCAACAAACCUAUUGUGGAUUCUCCAUUGUUGAUGUCGAGUUACAUCAGUCAUCUAUCACAAAUGAGUUGUGGUAAUUGGAGUCAAUCCUCUUUGCCAACUGGUUGUGAUGCUUUCACUGUACCUCUCUUCCAAAGAACUGAAGAUGGCAAGUUGGUAUAUAUAGGAAGUCGUUAUACACCCCGCUUUGAGCUUCAAUCUGAGGGCUUCACUUCUUUGAAAAUGGUGGGCCGACCCAGUGAAGGUGUUGCCUCCCCACCUCCACCUAGCAGUCGCACUCCAACUCACCCGUAUGUGUGGGAAAACAAUGAAUUGUCAGGAGAGGAAGUAGAUGACUGUGAAAUUGGUGUAGAAGAGGAACUUCUUGCAUUAUCAACUGAAGGAAGUUCACGAACAACUGUCAUUCUCAAGUUGAAAGGGGAUGUUGAUAUUAUGUUAUCUCCACUUGUGCUUGAAUCAUUGCAGAGGUUCAUUGAUGCUGUAACUCCAACGUUAGCCAGUUUGCACCCUCUUACUGUAUUGAAUCACCUGCACGCUGGUUGCAUUGACCAGGUAGAAGCUGCUAAUGUUCUGAAGCGUGAUCAUGCAUAUCUGGCGCAGCUGCAGGCUUCCAGCAAGCGCAGCACAGCAGAACGUGGAACUGCUGCGGUAGGCGCUCCAGCAGCAACAUUGCAGUCUAGCGUUUAUGAGGAAAGCAUUUCUACCCAGACUCAAGGAACUAUUGUUUUGCCCAAGGUGAACAUCACUCUGCUACAAGCUUCAGUUGUUGAAGAAGUAAUUUCAUUCUCUGCUUUGGACAAUAUUCGUGAUCUCACAUGUGUCUCCUUGUUUGCGGUUUGUUUUGAAGGGAUUGUAACUCGCUUCCAUGUUGGCAAACAAGCUCGUGAAGUGGUACAAACAUUCCAGCGACCAGCUGUGUUACCAGGCUCCUACAAGAAGGUUAGCAAAAUGAGCAAAGCAUUUCUGUUGGGUCACCAAGUUACUGCCGUUGGAGGAGAUGCUUUAGGAGGUGAACCUGUGUACAUCGAGACAUCUGAAAAGCAGCAAGAAGAAACAGUUGUUACCCUAGGGAUUAGUAAAAUCCAUGCUCAGCUGCGCCGACUCAAGAAUGAGAGCUCUAUUCUGAAGGAUGCCAUAAUAACGGCCAUACCUGCACAUUACUCAAGAGUGCUUUUCACGUGCACACGCGUCUCGUCCCCUGCAAGGGACGUAGACUACUACACACGCUCUGCUGCUCCCGCUCCUCCUGCUCCUCCCCCCAUGCCCCCUCCGCCCUUACAGCCAGUGCCUGAAUCUGCCUCAGCAGAAGGGGUUCAACAACAUAGACCUUCACUAACAAAUGACCUGAGUGCGGGAAACGAAGAUUCUCUUGGAUUCAUCAUGUUUGAAUGUGGACUGGAAGGAGUGUCGGUGAAAGUUGUAAAGCGUUCUCUCUUUGACAAAAGUGAAAGUCCUGAUGAAACUAAAACAGUUGGUGCUGAUGGAGACACUACAUAUACAGACACUGUUCACUCCAGAGAAGAUGCAGAGGCUGCAGAUAAACAUUUGACAGAUAAUACAGGUAAUCAGCCAGGAAGCAAGAGCAAAAUAACCGCUGGUCCUCAAACAUCAGGAACUGGCGGCCCUGCAACUUCAAACCCUUCUUCUGGAGGGGCAACAUUGGCUCCCAAUCAGUCCACUGGGAACCCAGGCUCAGCUACUGGAGCUUCUACAACAGCAAGCAACAGCGUGCCUGCACCCAGUGCUACUGGGGGAGGUACUACUGUUGCUGAUUCUGCCAGCGGGGCGGCUUCUGGAGGUGCAGGUGCCAGUGCUGGGGAGGCUACUGGGCAAACAGGAGAUGAACCCACUGCUGAGACACCCUCUGCCACUGCACCUGUGGCAAAUGAGACCAAUAGCAAUGCAUCUUCUUGUGUAAUCGAAUUUCGUACUAUAUUGGAUUGGAACUUGCUUUCAACUGCAUCCCCUGCAAUAAAUGCAUGGAUGAAUCCUAGCAAUCGUUUUGCCAUUCGUCUUGUGCACAUGAUUCGAAGUGUAUAUCGCAGACAAACUGGAAUUGUAGCUAGCCUCAUGGCAGAAGGUCUGGAUGUACAGAGUAUUCAUGUACCCACAAAGAGUCGUUACGGACGAUACACUCCUUUAGCAAAAACAUUGCAAGAAGAUCCUAGCUGUCAGUUAUGCAGUGUGCUUCAAAAGUAUGUGCUUCAGACUGACUUAACCACUAUUGAAGCAAAUCUUUCAGAUGCAGAUUUACCCAUGUUGUCAACAUUGCGCCAGGGUGUGAUAGUGUUGAGCCGACAGUGGAAAAAUGUGCUUUACACUCCUCUCUUACUUGAACAUAAUUACAAAAGUAAGCAACUGAAGCCUCUUAAUGUCAGAUUUGCCUUACCUACUGACUUCGAUGAGGAAAACGUGCUGACGGACGGGGAGGGCGAGGGCUCCGGCGAGGAAUGCGAAGUGACUGACGAGUGCGCCAUGCUGCUCCACACGGAAGGCAGCUCCCACAAGGGCUCGCUGCGCCCCUCGCAUGACAAGGGAGGACCUGGCUUGAAGCCGGAUGAGCUGCUGGUGCCGGCACCACCGGUGACUGUGGGCCUGGGGCCUGAGCACACCCCACUGGCUACGCCAGGAAUUGUGGUUGGGGGAGUGGACAGCUUAUUCAACUCCCCAUCGCCCCCUGGGGCUGGCUCAGCUCCCAGUGGAGGGGGCUUGCCAGCACCUACAGUGGCAGCUUCACACUGUAGUGUACAUCGACGCCACAAGCGCUCCUUGGCGCCUACUCAUCCACCUAGUUCAUCACGUGCCAGUAUUGUGUUCCCCAUCUUGCCUGGCAGCAACCCCUUUGCCAACACCAGCACAAAGAAAUUUGACACCGACCAAGGCAUUGGUUAUGGACCACUUCGAGAGGAGCGAACUGCACCCCCCCAUGCUAUGGGGUCAAACCCCAGUCUGUAUUCUGGUGCACAUGGGAGCCAUCAUUCAGCUGGGAGUUUGGAUAACAACCUCUCUCCUAGUGGGGCUACUGGCCAUGCCAGUGAGGAUCUGUAUAGUUGGAUGGCAAAACAGCAAGAUUUUACUCAUCAUGCAUUACGUCGUGAUCAUUGGGAGUCCAAGUUGAAUACUUUAACAACUGAGGACACACUGGAAGAGCCUGAACUUCCGAUCCCAGCUGCAGGUGGAUGUAGCCUGUACCCCUUGCAAGAUUCAUUGCGCCUCUUAGAUGCCCAUUUGAUAUUUGAGCCUCUACUUUCCAGUCUGGGAGUGGAUGUAGGCUCUGUUGGAGGUCCAGCAGUAGCAGGCAGCUCGAAUAUGCCAUCUUCAUUGGACACUUGGGGCUCCAAUCUUUCUUUGGUAGGCAGCAUUGAUACAAUGCGUGUCGAUAUAGUAGUUAGUGAAUAUGGCAAAGCAUCUGACAAGAAAAAGAAAACUGCUGCAACAAAUAAAUCUGCCAAACAUCCUGGAAAUACAGGAGGUUCUGGAACUGGGAGGUUCCAUCUUGAUAUUCCUCCUGAGACACCAGCUUUUCUGUGUGAAAAAAUGGGUGUGGAGUUAGAUCUGCGUCAGCAAGGUGACAUGACAGUUGAUGAACUUGUUCAAAAGCAAAAUAUAUUGUAUAUUUCACGCGGACAACUUAAGAAGCAUUCAAGCACGGUUAUAAACGUCAGUCUCAAUGUUCGCUACAUUUCACAACAGGUUAACAUGCCUCUUCUGCGUCUUCUUCACCAAAUUUCUAACAUGUAUCAGAAUGUGAAAGACACACAAAUGGAACUAAAGGAACAACAACCAGAGGGCAAACAAGAUUCAGGACCACUUGACCCUCUUGGUCGGAAAAAUAAUUCUUCUUCAACUUCAGAUUUACAAGAGCAUGUGGCAGUGAAGACCGUUGGUCCUUCUGGAGAGAUAGGUGCAGGAUUGCUGCGACCUCACAAACACGUGUCACCAUCAGCAUCUUUGCGGUCACGGCCUCAAAGUUUCGCUCAGAAACUGCGAUCAACUAGUAAGAGUGUUAAAGGCUACAUGAAUCUUAGUGAAGGAGUUACAACUCCAAUGUUUGCUGUGAGUCCUUCAGGUUCUGGAUUAGAACAUGUUACUCUGUCUACUGAGAAAGCAAAGGAAAUUCCAGGAAAUACUCCAAGAUGUUGGAAGACUGUGUAUUAUCUGUUGGAAUUGUAUGCCAGUAUGCCUGAGACAAAAACAAUUCCUCACAGAUUUUCAGUAGCACCAGAUGUAUCUGAGGGUUACAAGGGAAGUCGCAAGUAUGAUGUGUUGUCUGAAGGUAAAGCAAGUGAUGAUUUGGAGAGAGGACCAGAUCCAGUACGAUCCACCCCUGUACCACAGGAGAGACUUCGAGAUUUAGGAGUGGUGUCAGGAGAGAGGACACGUCUUGUGGUGUUUGGUGUAGCUCGCAUCCAUCGAACACGGCUUUUGGCUACAUUGAGUGGACUGAAGUUAGAAGCUGAGAUUACAAGUUUACAUUCCAGUUUAACAUGCCGCAAAAAGUCUCGGCCAGCAAGUCUUGAAUGUUCCCUCACUGGUCAGGUUGGUCGUACCAUGAUUGUUCUUCUGGAAGGUGUAGCUCCAAAUCAACAGACCGUGGUUCGAGUGACAGUUGGCAAAUCACAGGCUUUGUACUCUAGUAUCACACGUCGUUCGAAAGAUCGCAAUUCAGGCUUAUUAACUGUUGGUGCUGUUAAUGUGGAUAUCCCCCAACACCCUGUGGCAUUACAUGGUAUGAUGACUCGAGGAAGCAAACAAUUGUCAUCUACUCUACAGGAAUUACGUGUAACUCGUACUGCUAGUCGUUUAAGUCGAGGUGCAACUGUGGAUGAGACUGACCUUGGAACUCAUCAUUCUCCCCGCCAUGUUAUGACUGCUUCACAUCCGGCAGCAGGUUCAUCUCGACAGCGCCCAGAAUCAUCUCUUCUACAGCCUUUAGUCAUGCAAUUUUCCAUUGUGCUCCAGAGUUUAAGUAUUACUGCUGCACUCCUUCCCUCUUUGCAAGCACAAUAUAAGAUGGACCAGGUGAAUAGCACUGGUGUGACUGGAAGCAAAGCAAAGUUUACAGUUGACUUGCCAAGACAUUCUUUGUCUUUUACUACUAAAUUGCAAGUGACGGAAGCCAACUUGCCUUCUGAAGCAAGCAUUGAACUUCCCAAAGUUCAUGUGUCUGCUGAAUAUGUUCAGGAUGGUAGUAAUCCUCGAGAAACACAGUAUGCAGAUGGGGUAGUAUUGCGGCAGGGCAGCUACCUCAGUGCCGUAGCUGAUAUUGGCAUAUUUGAACAUUCUCUUACCACAGAUCUUCUCAACCAUCUUGUCUUUGUUCAGAAAGUGUUCAUGAAGGAAGUGAACGAAGUGGUUCAAAAAGUGUAUGGUGGUGAGAAACCUGUUCCUUUGUGGAUGGAAGGAGGUGAGGAGUCAGCCACUUCUUCGCUCAAGCGCAUUCUGUUUUCACUUGUCAUCAGAAUAAAGCGAAUUCAAUUGACGGCAACUACACCUACAAAUUCAGCUGUACGACUAGAAACAGGUGCUGUUGAGCUGCAAUUGUCUAAUCGUGUUCAGAAUGUGUCUGGGUGUGCUCAACCUAAUCCAUACAUGAAGCUUUUCGGAAAGGCUCAAGUAGAUGUAAAUCUUAGCCUUGGACAACUGCUAAAGAAUGUCAUGUUUGAAGAAGCAGAACCUGAGUUCCAGCAGUAUGCCUUCUUCAAGACUCGCAUUGGCCUUCGAAAUGCUUUCCAAGAUGAAAUGGUGCAAGGGGAGGAGAAAGAAGUGGUGUUAAUAACUCUUCGCAGACCACUAAUGUACAUCCAACCUAUGGCAGUAGACAAAGCCAUUCUGGUGUGGUUGAACUAUAAAAAUGCUUAUGAGUACUGGAAUGAACAACGGUCCAGCCUUAAUAAGGAAGUGUUGACUGCCACUCAGCAGGUCUUUGAGAAAGUGCCCUUUGGCCAACUGACUAGUCAGUUGAGUGCUCCGCAUCUGGGUACACUCUUCCUUCAGUUGACUGUAGAUGAUAUGGGCUUAUGUCUGCCUCUGAAUCCUGUUCCUCCAGCCUCAUGGGGUCGCAGUCGCCAACUGUAUGAAGCAGAGAGUCGAGGUGCUGUGGUUGUGACUCUUGAAUCAACCAGCAUAUCAGCUUGUAGCUCUGGUUCUCUUGUCAGCAAGGGACGGUUUGUUGGAUUAUGCUUGCGAUUUGCUGAUGAUUUUGAAACCAGUUUGGAUGAUUGGAAACCAGAUAUGAGUGACAGCACUAUCAUGAAUCUGUGUGUUGUGUCAGAGGGCACGUAUGAAGUUUGUAGCCGUACUAUUGCCCAGAAACAGGGAACAGAUAAUGCAAAAUGGUUGUUAAAUGUACAAUGGCAAAUGGAGGGAGUUGACAUUCAUCUGGAUGUAAAUGUUGGCAAGCAGUUAUCUGCUCUGGGCCACACACUUACUACUCUCACUGGUAGUCAGGAGGAUGAAGAGCAAGUACGUACAGACUACGACAGUGAUGAUGCUGACCAGCCAGAUGGCAAUGCUGCCUCUUUGGAGAGUAUCAGCCUUCGUCGUUCUCGGAAUUUCACUGAUAGUCUUCCUGCAUUUGUUUUUGAUCCUUCUCUUGACUCCAAGAAGAGAUCCAAGCUCAUUGAAAAGGAAAUGAAUGAACAAGCCAAGAUCAUUAAUGAUUUACGUUCAUUAGGUGCCUCUCAUGGCACUAUUGAGCAAGAAAUGAGACGACUGCAAGAAUUGGAAGCUAUGGUAUUCAAAGAUUUCCGCAGGGAUAUGAUUCAGAAACUAAGGCGACAGAGUGUGAAAGCUUCUUCUAUAAAAGGCAAAUUUGGUCUUGGAUCCAAGGCCAGCACAUAUCGUUCCCGCUCUUUUAUUGUUCCAUCACCUACACCAGAACAUCAUUUAGAGAUGGAAAGCCCCGACGACGGCGGCGGCGCCAGCGUCAACUCCAACGGCAACUCGGCGUCGUUCGAGAGCUCCCCGCGCUCCGGCCCCUCGCGGUCGGCGUCGCUGCGCGUGCGCGGCCUGGGCGCCGGCGGGCCGCGCGUCACCUUCUCCGACACGCACAACAUGUGCAGGCAGUCGUCGCUGCCGAGCGCGGGCUCCGACCUGAGCCUGCCCGAGGGCGACGUGGAGUGGGACGUGGGCGUGGGGGCGCACCACAUGGACAUCGGCGGCGAGCGCGUGGAGCUGCGACGCCGCCCGCCGCCGGGCCUCGACGCCCCGGCCCGCACCGCCCCCCCCCCGCCUCUGCCCCGCCCCGCUCCGGCCCCCGCUCCCGCCCCAAGCCACGCACACGCGCCGCCAGCGCACCCGCGUCUACCCGCUGCGCCAACGCGCCCGCCAACGCCGCCGGCCCCGCCGACGGCA
Gryllus bimaculatus (two-spotted cricket) is the source of this 10530-nucleotide messenger RNA. The record is from the annotation of a GenBank genome assembly. NCBI's taxonomy places the organism in Eukaryota, Metazoa, Arthropoda, Insecta, Orthoptera, Gryllidae.